Parastagonospora nodorum SN15 is the source of this 318-nucleotide messenger RNA. RefSeq lists its product as hypothetical. The coding region runs from base 1 to 318 and encodes 105 amino acids. NCBI's taxonomy places the organism in Eukaryota, Fungi, Ascomycota, Dothideomycetes, Pleosporales, Phaeosphaeriaceae. The transcript has 2 exons. The record is from RefSeq and is a predicted model, not a curated record.
AUGGAUGAUGGGCGUGAACAAGUCUCUGUCUCCACCCGCCACGGUCGCCCAUCUGGUCGCCUAUUAUCCACGUCCACGGUAAUCGCAAUCUGCAACUCUGGGUCGUCAUCGCAAACAAAGCGUGCCUUGCGUGGCCACCAAAAAACACAGCCAUUGACGACGAGCGCCAUCCCGAUAAAGUUUGCUCCGCUGCACCACACUAGCCGCCUAGCCACCGGGCAGCCAGCUCCUCAUCCGUUCUCAACCAGACAGAUACUGGUGGCUGCUGUCCGCUACUGCCCUUCUUAUCAACGCUGCUCAGCAAUCAAUCCUUGCUGA